AUGGCGAGGAAUCUCCACCUCUUCUUCAGCAGACUCAGCAGCUGUUCCUCUUCUCCUCCCGAUGCGGCGAUUGACAAGGACUUCGACCGCCUUUCCUCCUCCUCCCCCUCCACCGCCGUCUUCAACAACUUCAACACCCUCUACGAGCCCUCCUCCUCCCCCGCCGUCGCCGCCGACUACGACGAACCCACGGCGGCGAUAUCAGGCCUGUCGACAGCCAUCGCCUCCCGCCGCCUCCACCCUCCGUCUCCCCCGGGGCCGUCCAAUGCCAUCGCCGAUCCCUCUGCCGUCCCCAUCGGCUUCGGCGUGGCGGUGCCGACCUACUCGCCGGAUCCCUACGAGGACUUCCGGCGGUCCAUGACGGAGAUGGCCGCCGCCGCCGGCCUGCUGAGCUGCCGCCGGCACCGUCACCGUCGGGAAGGCCUCCAGGAACUGCUGGUCUGCUACCUCGCUCUGAACCGGAAGCACACCCACAAGCACAUCCUCCGCGCCUUCUCCGACCUCCUUGCCGAGCUCUCCGACGACGAGGAAGAAGAAGAAGAAGAAGAAGAGGAAGAGUCAGAUGUAUGGAGGGGACGAUGA
Spirodela intermedia is the source of this 582-nucleotide messenger RNA. Lineage: Eukaryota; Viridiplantae; Streptophyta; Magnoliopsida; Alismatales; Araceae. The record is from the annotation of a GenBank genome assembly.